CACAACUGUCCUAGCUUACACAGAGGUAACACCACACACACAACAUGGCUCACACUAUAAGUCUGCUAAACAGUGAAACUGUACGGAGUGCCUACAUGGGAAUAUGUUUUAUGAUACUUUUCUCUGGAUUUUACACGAUUUCUAAUUUAGAGAAACUAUUUCUUCAGUCAACUCAGCUAGAGGACCCCAGCUUCACGGGAGAUGGAUACAUCAGUUUGGCCGUUCUGUACUCUACAUUCGCAGUGUUUAUGUGGAUGGUUCCAUCCAUCAUCAGUGUCAUCGGACCCAAGAUGACACUUAUCAUCGGCUCUGUAGGCUACAGUCUGUUUAUAGGGUCGUUCUUCUUGGAGAAUGCUUGGUUGCUGUACGCAGCUUCCCUGUGUUGUGGUAUGGGAGCCUCCAUGAUAUGGACUUCGCAGGGUAACUACAUGAUACUGACAUCAUCCCCUCUCACUCUCACUCGCAACUUGGCCAUCUUCAACGUCAUUUGGCAGUCAUCGAUGUUUUACGGAAACAUAUUUGCAUUUCUGACAUUUGAAGGGAAGGAUCAUUUAGACAAGGAGACUAGAACGACUGUUUUGCUCGCACUCUUGGCUAUUUCCAUAGCUGGAACUGUGGCUUUUAUGUUGUUACCUUCACCAGUUGAUACCCAAGGAAAAAAGAUUAAAGAAGACCACGGAAGUCCUCUUCAAGCACUGAUGAAGACUUGGGAAAUCGCUUCCACCAGAUACAUGUUGAUAAUGUUUAUAUCUUUCGUCUACAUGGGGCUUCAAAUCUGCUUCAUGUCUGGGGUGUAUGGAGCUUGUGUUGGAUUUACCAAACAGCUGGAGAAUUCUGAGCAGCUGGUUCCUUUGGUCGGUCUGAUCAUCGGGGCUGGCGAGAUCUUAUCGGAAUGUGUUCUGAUCGGCCUCGGUAAGAGGAUUGCUCUGUGGAAGUAUGGCCAGACCAUUGUCAUGCUGUCAGCUCUUGCCAUAGAGUACGCUGCUUUCGUCUUAAUCCUGCUCAAUUUCCCUGACAACUCAGUGUUUGGAGUAACUAAUGAUCAUGCCAUUAUUGAAAGCAGCUGGUGGAUCGCCGUCAUAGCAGCUCUGUUAAUCGGACUCACCGACGGUAUCUACAUGUCUAUGAUUCCUGCCAUGGUUGGAGCGAUCUUCCCGAACGACAGUGUUUACGGAUGUGCCGUGUUCACUUUCGUCUUUAGUUUGUUCUCUGCCGUUGGAUUCUUCAGCAGCAAUUACGUCAGCCUCUACUGGCAACUUCUUGUACUAACGGUGACUGGCACGAUGGGUGCGGCGAGUUACAUCUACGUUAGUUUGGACAUCCACAAGGGAAAACAGCAGACAAAGAUGUAGAAAGUAGAACGACUUAAUGACAAAUAAGUUCCUUCAGUAAGUUUAUAAGGUUUUUUACUGCAUUUUUGUUUAAUAUGAAUUGGAUGCUCUCAGAAAAUGUGUCCAUAUUAUGCAAUCGUUAUGUUGACUUUUGCAGUAUCGUUAACAAGUGAAAUCAGCUGAUCAAAUUGAUGUGUUUCUUGUUAAUGUUAGUAUAUUUGUGAUUGCAAUUGUUUAGAAAACAGACUCGUUGAACUGUUAACAGUUUCUGACUUAACUGAGACUUGUAUCAGGUGUUUUGACUAUGAUUGUAUAGCUAGUAACAGGUGAUUUGUUCAUUUUGUUUGAUUUUUUAAAUUAGUUCGGCAUUUCUUCCAAAGUUCAUAAGAGACGAAUUGAUUGUAAGAAGUGCAAUUGUGAAUCGCAUUUUCCAACCUACAAUGAUAGAUUGAUAUCACAUUUUAAAGAUAAGUUGACCGAUUGUAAAGAAACUGUGGACAAAAACAUUUAGAGAGUGUUUUAUAUUUUAAUAAUUAAUUAUUAUAUUAGUGUUAGUAAAUUAAUAUUUGAUUAUUUUUAUAA
Molecule: messenger RNA, 1913 nt
Organism: Macrosteles quadrilineatus (aster leafhopper)
Lineage: Eukaryota; Metazoa; Arthropoda; Insecta; Hemiptera; Cicadellidae
Product: UNC93-like protein MFSD11
Exons: 8
Coding region: 45-1352 (435 amino acids)
Source: RefSeq, a predicted model, not a curated record